AACAAUGUCUAAAGGAAAAGUUUGUUUGGCCUACUCUGGUGGUUUGGACACCUCGGUGAUCCUUGCUUGGUUGCUCGAAGAAGGAUACGAGGUGAUUGCCUUUUUGGCUAACAUUGGUCAAGAGGAGGACUUUGAGGAGGCUGAGAGAAAGGCCUUGGCCAUCGGUGCCACCAAGUUUGUCGUUGUGGAUGUCAGAAAGCCGUUUGUUGAAAACGUCUGUUUCCCUGCUAUCCAGGCCAACGCCAUUUACGAGAACGUCUACCUUUUGGGUACGUCUUUGGCCAGACCAGUCAUUGCCCAAGCACAAAUUCAAGUUGCCGAAGAAGAGGGUUGUUUUGCCGUCUCGCACGGAUGUACUGGUAAGGGUAAUGACCAAGUUCGUUUCGAGUUGUCCUUCUAUGCCUUGAAGCCAGACGUCAAGGUUAUUGCCCCAUGGAGAGACCCAGUUUUCUUCAACAGAUUUGCUGGCAGAAAGGAUUUGUUGGAGUAUGCUGCUUCUAAGAACAUUCCAGUUGCUCAGACCAAGGCAAAGCCAUGGUCCACUGACGAGAACUUGGCACACAUUUCUUUCGAGGCCGGUAUUUUGGAGGACCCUAACACCACGCCACCAAAGGACAUGUGGAAAUUGACCGUCGACCCAACAGAUGCACCUGAGACUCCUGAGGACUUCUCCGUUGUUUUCGAGAAGGGAUUGCCUGUCAAGUUGGUGCUUAAUGGUGGCAAGAAGAUUGUCACUGACCCAGUUGAGUUGUUCAUUGAGGCGAACUCCUUGGCCAGAAGAAACGGUGUUGGUAGAAUUGACAUUGUCGAAAACAGAUUUAUCGGUAUCAAGUCCAGAGGAUGUUACGAGACUCCAGGUUUGACCAUCUUGAGAAAUGCUCACGUUGACUUGGAAGGUUUGACCUUGGACAGGGAAGUGAGAGCUUUGAGAGACCAAUUUGUCACUGUCUCUUACGCCAAGUUGUUGUACAACGGUAUGUACUUCACCCCUGAGUGUGAGUACGUCAGAUCUAUGAUCCCACCAUCCCAGAUUACCGUGAACGGAACUGUCAGAGCUAGAGCUUACAAGGGUUCGGUUUCUGUCUUGGGUAGAUACUCUGACACCGAGAAAUUGUACGAUGAGACGGAGUCUUCUAUGGAUGAAUUGACUGGCUUCUCUCCAGAGGACACCUCCGGAUUUAUUGCCGUGCAAUCCAUCAGAAUCAAGAAGUACGGCGAGGCUGCCAGAGAGAAGGGAAUCAAGUUGGAGUUGUAAAUGUGAAGGGUGUUGAACAUCCAUUAAAUAAACAUGCAUAUAUGAUAGAAAAGACAUUUAACGAGAUAUGACCCUGUGUAGCGAACGAUAUAUCAGAGACCAA
Molecule: messenger RNA, 1358 nt
Organism: Metschnikowia bicuspidata var. bicuspidata NRRL YB-4993
Lineage: Eukaryota; Fungi; Ascomycota; Pichiomycetes; Serinales; Metschnikowiaceae
Gene: ARG1
Product: argininosuccinate synthase
Exons: 1
Coding region: 5-1255 (416 amino acids)
Biological process (GO): L-arginine biosynthetic process; urea cycle
Cellular component (GO): cytoplasm
Molecular function (GO): ATP binding; argininosuccinate synthase activity
Source: RefSeq, a predicted model, not a curated record